AUGUUUUAUAAAGUAGUAAACAAUGACAAUAGAGAUCAUAUUAUCAAACUUAAUUAUCAAAUAUUCUUUGAACAAAGCAAAUAUUUUUUAUCUCUUUCAAAUUCAACCUUAAAUAUCAAUUCUGCAUAUAUAAAUGAUACAGUUAACAUAAAAUCAUGCAAGAAUAUCACACUUACAAGAGAUAACUUAUCAAAUUAUUUUUUAAAUUUUGAUUCGGAUAUUAUAAAACUUGAUCCAAACAACACAUAUUUAUUUAAAUAUCAGGAUAAUAAACGAAAAUUAUUAGAAUAUCAUCCUUUAAUUAGAUUCAAUCAAAACGAUAUUUCAUUCGUUGAAGGAACAAAUUCAAUAUCAGUAACAGGGACAAUAGAUAAUGGAGCAGGUGAACGUAAUACAAAAGCUUACUAUAUGACAGAAUGUUCAACUAAUGGUGAUCUUGAUAACUAUCAAUACGCCACAAAAUUCUUUGAUGAGACAUUCUCAGGCACUCAUACAUUUUCUGUAGAUAUUCCAGUUAACAAUUACGAUGUUGGAACUCACAAACUUUAUUUUAGAGGUGUUAGAAAUGGAGGAUAUGGAACAAUUUAUGAAUUUAGCUUUACAGUAAUAAAAUUUACAAUAAAUAAAAAAUAUACAACAAAAGUACAAUACAAAUCAGGAAUUGAUGACAAUAUUGAAUUCAAAAUUGAAUUUUCAUUUCAAACAAACAAAGAAUUUUCAUUUUCAUAUGGCAUUGAUUCAUUAAGCACACAAACGACAAUUUCAUUAACAUCAGAUCCACAAGAAAUACGAUAUAUUAUAGCUCUUCCAACCCUUAGUAUUGGAGAGCAUUAUAUUAAAUUUAGAGCCGAAUCAGUAGAAGAUCAGAUUCCAUUUAAAAUCAUUGAAAGUUCAUCACCUGAACUCCAAAUUUUGACUACUACAUCAUCAUCUAAUCCGACCUUAUAUUACAAAGGAAUAACAAAUGAAAUUUCAAUUGAAUAUCAAAUGCGAGAUGAAGAUGGAAAAGGAAGUUUUUCAGUUUAUCAUUCGCUUGAUAACGGUGCAUUUACAAAAAUAGAUGAUUCAUAUAAUAUCAAUGAUGCAUCAUGGUAUCGAAAAUCUUUUAGUAUCUCAAAUUCAUUAAUUUCUCCAUCAGAUGAAACAGUUCAUUCUAUUUCAUUUUAUAUUAAAGAUAACUUAGGAAAACAAUCAACAAAUCAAGUAUUUUAUUUCAAAUACAUGACUAAUCCAAUUAUCAAAUUACAAGAAGAAAUGAAAACAUCACUUACAUAUCAGGUAGAUCAAACAAUUGAUAUCAAACUUAUUUAUCGCGAUGCCAGAGGAAAUGGUCGAUUGACUAUUUACACCAAUAUUUAUGACAUUAAUAAUAACAAUAAUAUUGUUUCACAAAAUAAUUUACCAAUUGAUAUUGAUUCAUCCACUGAAAAAUCAACAACAAUCGCAGUUAAUAUUAAUAGAUUAACAUAUGAAAAACAAUAUAAAAUUGAAAUCAAAGGAAUUAAUUCAAAUUCUGAAGAAACAAAUUAUAUCAUUCAUCAAUUUAUUAUUCAUCUUUCAUCUCCAGUUUUAACAAUCACAACAACACCACUUUUAUCAUACACUAAAACCAAAGACCAAUUUAUAUCUAUUUCAGGCAAUGUCAAAGAUAGUAAUCUUGGUGAAAUAAGAUUACAAUACAAAUAUGAUAAUAAUAAUGAAUUUCAAGAAUUUCAUUUAUUAAACAUCGGAAGUGUUACCGAAACUAAAUCAUUUACAGAAAACGUUCCUAUUGAUCAAACACUUUCCGAAGGUUCACAUUCAUUAACAAUCAGAGCCAUUGAUUCAUACAAUAAAUACCAUGAACUUUCAUCAUAUCAAUUCACGUUCAAUUACAAUACACCGGAACUUGAAAUCAUUGACAAUUAUGAUACAUACAAUCCACCAAUAUACAUUCGCGGGAUCAACGAUAGUUUAAACAUCAAUAUGAAAGUCACUGAUUAUAACAAAGUUGAUUCAUUGAAGGUAUAUUAUUCAAUUGUAGAUGUUAGUAAUGAGAAUUCAUUUUAUUGUCAAAUGAAUGGAGAAAUAAGCAAAACAUUUUAUUUACCAUACGAAAUUCCAAAACAAUUACAGGAGAAUAUAUAUAUCUUCUUCAGAUUCAUGCAAAAGAAAUAA
Molecule: messenger RNA, 2157 nt
Organism: Trichomonas vaginalis G3
Lineage: Eukaryota; Parabasalia; Trichomonadida; Trichomonadidae
Exons: 1
Coding region: 1-2157 (718 amino acids)
Source: RefSeq, a predicted model, not a curated record